Messenger RNA from Closterium sp. Yama58-4, 1632 nucleotides. NCBI's taxonomy places the organism in Eukaryota, Viridiplantae, Streptophyta, Zygnematophyceae, Desmidiales, Closteriaceae. The record is from the annotation of a GenBank genome assembly.
AUGCUCCUCCCCGUUCCGCCCUCCCACGACCAUUCGUCUCAUCUCCCCCAGCCAUCCCACCUCCUCCCCCCCAGCCAUCCCACCUCCUCCCCCCCAGCCAUCCCACCUCCUCCCCAUUCCGCCCUCCCACGGCAUUCACCUCAUCUCCCCCAGCCAUCCCACCUCCUCCCCGUUCCCCCCUCCCACGGCCAUUCGUCUCAUCUCCCCCAGCCAUCCCACCUCCUCCCCCCCCAGCCAUCCCACCUCCUCCCCAUUCCGCCCUCCCACGGCAUUCACCUCAUCUCCCCCAGCCAUCCCUCCUCCUCUCCCCAGCCAUCCCACCUCCUCCCCCCCAGCCAUCCCACCUCCUCCCCAUUCCGCCCUCCCACGCCAUUCACCUCAUCUCCCCCAGCCAUCCCUCCUCCUCUCCCCAGCCAUCCCACCUCCUCCCCCCCAGCCAUCCCACCUCCUCCCCAUUCCGCCCUCCCACGCCAUUCACCUCAUCUCCCCCAGCCAUCCCACCUCCUCCCCAUUCCGCCCUCCCACGCCAUUCACCUCAUCUCCCCCAGCCACCCCUCCUCCUCCCCAUUCCGCCCUCCCACGCCAUUCACCUCAUCUCCCCCAGCCCUCCCACCUCCUCCCCAUUCCGCCCUCCCACGCCAUUCACCUCAUCUCCCCCAGCCCUCCCACCUCCUCCCCAUUCCGCCCUCCCACGCCAUUCACCUCAUCUCCCCCAGCCCUCCCACCUCCUCCCCAUUCCGCCCUCCCACGCCGUUCACCUCAUCCCACCUCCUCCCCAUUCCGCCCUCCCACGGCCAUUCACCUCAUCUCCCCCAGCCACCCCUCCUCCUCCCCAUUCCGCCCUCCCACGCCAUUCACCUCAUCUCCCCCAGCCCUCCCACCUCCUCCCCAUUCCGCCCUCCCACGCCAUUCACCUCAUCUUCCCCAGCCCUCCCACCUCCUCCCCAUUCCGCCCUCCCACGCCGUUCACCUCAUCCCACCUCCUCCCCAUUCCGCCCUCCCACGGCCAUUCACCUCAUCUCCCCCAGCCAUCCCUCCUCCUCCCCAUUCCGCCCUCCCACGGCCAUUCACCUCAUCUCCCCCAGCCAUCCCUCCUCCUCCCCAUGCCGCCCUCCCACAGCAAUUCAUUUCAUCUCCCCUAGCCACCCCACCUCCUCCCCAUUCCGCUCUCCCACCGCCAUUCGUCUCAUCUCCCACAGCCAUCCCACCUCCUCCCCAUUCCGCCCUCCCGGCAUUCAUCCCAUCCUCCCUCCUCCCCAUUCCCCCAUCCCCCCACUCAUCCCAUCUUCCCCCAGCCCAUCCCACCUCCUCAUUCCGCCCUCCCCCCACCCAUUCAUCCCAUCUUCCCCCACUCCACCCCACCUCCUCCGCAUUCUGCCCUUCCCCAUAACGAACAAGAGCGUUAGCAACAAUUCAACAAUCAGCAGCAGCAGAGACAACAUCGGCAGCAGCAGAGACAACAUCGACAGCAGCAGAAACAACAUCGGCAGCAGCAGAGACAACAUCGACAGCAGCAGAAACAACAUCGGCAGCAGCAGAGACAACAUCGACAGCAGCAGAAACAACAUCGACAGCAACAGCAAGAACAACACCGGCAACAGAAACAACAACGACGCCAAUCGUUGGGUGUAG